CUCUCACUGCAUUCUCUUCUCCAACAUUGCAAAGCUCCCUCCUAAGUUUCAAACCUCCUAAAAUACAAACGCUCUCUUCCUCAUAAUCUCCCAUAUUUUCGCUUUGUGUUCUAUUUGAAACUCUUUAUUCAACCCACUUUUCUCCCACAUAGUGAGAACUAGAAUUGUCCCAACCAUGGAGAACUUGUUUCGUCUUGCCGAUCACGAAAGUUUCUUCUCUCGCAGGUGCAUUUGGGUUAACGGUCCAGCUAUAAUCGGAGCCGGUCCAUCUGGGCUAGCCACAGCUGCUUGUCUUAGAGAACAAGGAGUGCCUUUUGUAGUCCUUGAAAGAGCCGUGUGCAUAGCAUCGUUGUGGCAAAAGCGCACCUAUGACAGGCUAAAGCUUCACAUUCCAAAGCAAUUUUGCCAACUCCCUAAGCUUCCUUUCCCUGAAGACUUCCCUGAAUACCCCACAAAGAAACAGUUCAUUGACUAUCUUGAAUUCUAUGCCAAGCACUUCGAGAUCAACCCACAAUUCAACGAGUGCGUUCAGUCUGCCAAGUACGAUGAGACUAGCGGAUUGUGGCGCGUCAAGACCGUUUUAACAAGCGCUGCUUCGACGCGCACUGAAGUUGAAUACAUUUGCCGGUGGCUUGUGGUGGCCACAGGCGAAAAUGCCGAGUGCGUGAUGCCUGAUAUUGAAGGACUAGCGGAGUUCGGUGGUGAAGUUACGCACGUUUGUGAGUACAAGUCCGGCGAGAAGUUCAAGGGAAAGAAAGUACUAGUUGUGGGGUGUGGCAAUUCAGGCAUGGAAGUUUCCCUUGAUCUUUGCAACCACAAUGCCUCUCCAUCUUUGGUUUGCCGUAGCUCGGUCCAUGUCUUGCCAAGAGAAGUUCUUGGAAAAUCUACAUUUGAAUUGGCGGUUUUGAUGAUGAAAUGGCUACCCCUUUGGCUGGUUGACAAGCUGCUGUUGAUUUUGGCUUGGUUGGUGCUAGGAAACAUUGAAAAGUACGGGCUAAAAAGGCCGGCAGUUGGUCCAAUGGAGUACAAGAACACUAUGGGGAAAACCCCUGUCCUAGACAUUGGCGCAUUGGAGAAAGUCAGAUCACGUGACAUUAAGGUUGUUCCUGGAAUCAAGAGGUUUUUACGAGGCCAAGUCGAGCUCGUCAAUGGCGAAAAGCUUGAUAUAGAUUCAGUUGUUCUGGCUACUGGAUAUCGCAGCAACGUACCUUCUUGGCUUCAGGAAGGUGAGUUUUUCUCCAAGAAUGGUUUUCCAAAGGCAACAUUUCCAAAUGGGUGGAAAGGAAAUUCCGGGCUCUAUGCAGUUGGGUUCGCAAGGAGAGGGCUUUCUGGUGCAUCCUCAGAUGCCAUGAGAAUAGCACAAGACAUUGGCCAGGUCUGGAAAAUGGAAACAAAGCAAAAGAAGAGAACCACGGCUUGCCAUAGACGAUGCAUUUCCCAGUUCUAAGAUACAACAAAUAUAUUUUUCAAGUCAACCAUCCAUCUAUUUAGUGAGAUUCUUGUAGUGUAAAAAAGUACUGACAUUGUAUAAACACACAGAAAGAAACAGACAGUACAAAGUCAGAGCCCUCUCCCAAGGCCCA
Messenger RNA from Juglans microcarpa x Juglans regia, 1583 nucleotides. RefSeq names its product probable indole-3-pyruvate monooxygenase YUCCA8. Gene Ontology annotation, biological process: auxin biosynthetic process. The record is from RefSeq and is a predicted model, not a curated record. Bases 176 to 1447 code for a protein of 423 amino acids. Lineage: Eukaryota; Viridiplantae; Streptophyta; Magnoliopsida; Fagales; Juglandaceae. Gene Ontology annotation, molecular function: flavin adenine dinucleotide binding; N,N-dimethylaniline monooxygenase activity; NADP binding. The transcript is spliced from 3 exons.